AUGAGCAGCGUAAUGAACUUUCAUGACAAUAGUACUGGGGGCAUGCCACCCGAUCAUCAUUACUCCAAUCACCAUGACUCGUCAUCAGACGACGGUGACUUCUUUGAUGACCAUCCAGUCAUAGAAGCCUUCGUCUGCUAUGGUUGGCUGUUUCUGAUGUUCUAUUGCCUUCUUUGCCGAAAUAAGCGGGAACCACCAUCUACUGAGGUAGGAGACCGCAUCCGUGCUCGAGCAAGAGAGAACCAAGAAAGAAUAGAACAGAAAAAAGUUAAGGAAGGGCAAUCGCCAGAGCUCCGCAAACGCGUAGUAGAUGAGAACAUGAUCACCAAGGUAGUCUUGUCAAAGGAUUCUCAAGGGAAUCUGACUCUUGGUAACAAAAAGUCAAGCGUCGAAGAUUGCCAGGAAACCUCUAUAGAUGAUGUUGAAGCACAAAAAGGUGAUAAUAACAGCAAGGACAUUACCCAUCUUGAAGCCGAUGACGAAGAAGGUCUUACCUGCGUCAUCUGUUUGGAUUGUUUCGAACCUGAUGAUUUGGUAUCUUGGACCAAACACGACCCAACUUGCACUCAUGUCUUUCACGACGAAUGCAUCCGUCAAUGGUUGGAAGAAAGGCGACAGGACGAAUGUCCUUCCUGUCGAUGCCACUUGGUUCCUCCUCCGGAAGUUCCAAAAACCAAGUCGCUUGACGAAGAAAGUGACGAUACUGACGAAGAGGAAGAAGUGUCAGAAUCUGAUACUGGUUCUUCUGGAAAUUCCAGUGAACAGCCCAAGGAGGAUGCCGAUUCAGCUCUCUUUGUCAUGAUUAGUGGUUUACUGAGCCGGGCAUCAACAACAGUUUCAUCAUCAUCAACGACGCGAAGACCUGCAUCGGCGCCAGCCUCAGGAGAAUAUAACUUGGUAUCGGUCAACUCUGGCAGUUUUGAUAGCCAAGAUGCUCCUGGACGAGUCCAAGAUGCUGAAGAUCGAACCCAGCAGGGGCCACUCGAUGAGGAAUCUCCCUCGCCUUCUCCUUCGUCAUCAUCAGAAGAAGAUGACAAUGAUGAAGCAUUCAACCAAGCACAUUCGUCGAGCACCUCUGGUGCUUCGGUUGCCACCAUGUCCGUCAGCGAAGCCCUUCGCCAAAGUGAAGCUAUGGAGGAUGAGGAUGACGACGAUAACGAAGUCAUGGAUGGGGCAAUGGAGCUAGGAAUGCAACAUGCCGUUACCAACAUUACGUUUUCGCCCUGA
Molecule: messenger RNA, 1227 nt
Organism: Cylindrotheca closterium
Lineage: Eukaryota; Bacillariophyta; Bacillariophyceae; Bacillariales; Bacillariaceae
Source: the annotation of a GenBank genome assembly